UCCUCUCAACACUGUGCUCAACUGGCUCAAUGAGUUUGAAAAGUGGCAAGAAGGCCUGAAGGAUGAGGAGAGUUUAGAGGUGACAGAGCUGGCCACAGUGAAGAGACCUCAGGAGAGAGCGUACGCUUUACAGCGCUGGCAGGAGGAUGGCGGCGUUAUGAUUAUAGGUUAUGAGAUGUACCGCAACCUCACGCAAGGACGAAACAUCAAGAGCAAGAAGCUGAAAGAAGUCUUUCAGAAAACUCUAGUUGAUCCAGGUCCAGAUUUUGUCAUCUGUGAUGAGGGUCACGUGCUGAAGAACGAAGCGUCUGCUGUCUCCAAAGCCAUGAACUCCAUCACGACUCGUCGGCGAGUGGUGCUGACAGGAACGCCACUGCAGAACAACCUGAUAGAGUAUCACUGUAUGGUGAACUUCAUCAAGGAGAAUCUGCUGGGAUCAGUGAAAGAGUUCAGAAACCGCUUCAUCAACCCCAUCCAGAACGGCCAGUGCGCAGACUCCACGCUCGUUGAUGUCCGAGUCAUGAAGAAGCGCGCACACAUCCUCUACGAGAUGCUGGCAGGAUGCGUCCAAAGAAGAGACUACACUGCCCUUACAAAAUUCCUGCCACCAAAACAUGAGUAUGUGUUAGCGGUACGGUUAUCACCCAUUCAGUGCAAGCUUUAUCGAUACUAUCUGGAUCACUUUACAGUAAACAUCUCUGGACUCAGCAGUGCAAAUAGUCAUAAUGCUGAACAAACAGAGACCAUGUGACCAGU
This is a messenger RNA of Sinocyclocheilus rhinocerous, 756 nucleotides long. RefSeq names its product transcriptional regulator ATRX-like. Gene Ontology annotation, cellular component: nucleus. Bases 158 to 751 code for a protein of 197 amino acids. NCBI's taxonomy places the organism in Eukaryota, Metazoa, Chordata, Actinopteri, Cypriniformes, Cyprinidae. Gene Ontology annotation, molecular function: ATP binding; ATP hydrolysis activity. The record is from RefSeq and is a predicted model, not a curated record. The transcript is spliced from 6 exons.